Messenger RNA from Megachile rotundata (alfalfa leafcutting bee), 5880 nucleotides. It is a transcript of the gene Fim, whose product is annotated as plastin-2 fimbrin. The record is from RefSeq and is a predicted model, not a curated record. Gene Ontology annotation, cellular component: cytoplasm; actin filament; actin filament bundle. Lineage: Eukaryota; Metazoa; Arthropoda; Insecta; Hymenoptera; Megachilidae. Gene Ontology annotation, biological process: actin filament network formation; actin filament bundle assembly. Gene Ontology annotation, molecular function: calcium ion binding; actin filament binding.
CAUAAAAAGCGAAAGGGAAACAAACUGUUUAUUAGCGUAAAACAGAUAAGGCGAAUUCUAAAAUAACUUUGAUCGUUCACGAAUAUUUUCGCCGAACGAAACGAACCUGUCGCAAGGUGUCGACCGUGCGAUUCCUUCGUGAUCCUUCGUACAUUUUCGUACCCGUUCGGCGGGCUGGCGCGCGCUCCGUUUGGUGUAUGAUGGUUCAGUAUUCGUUGCGACUCCGUAAAAGAGGGACGUGUUCCCGCGGUGUCUGCUCCUUCGUAAUCGCGUCGUAACCAGAAAACGCGUACGCGAGGUGCGAGAACGCCCCAAGUAACCGUUUUUGUAACUAUUUCCGUGUACCGGUUGAAAAUUACCGACUCGAGUUGAACGUUUUCCCGUCCCGUUCUGUGUUAUUGCGUACAAUCGACGGAGACUGGAAGAAAGAAGAGGCGGAGCAAGAAGGGCUAUACGCAGGGACUGCAGAGAAAGGAAACACGGAAGGAUUAUAUAUUCGAACAACAUGGCCACUGCGAUUGACGACCGGCAGGAGUUGUUGGAGCAAUUUCAAGCGAUCGACGAAAAUGGAGACGGCUUCAUCAACCUCACAGAGCUACGCAGCGCCCUGGAUAUUUGUGGCUUCAAGAUGCCCGGAUACAAGGUGCGUCAGAUGAUCGAGGAAUACGACGAUAAGCAGAGAUCAGAACACAAGGGACGACUUUCGUUCGAGGAGUUCGAGAAGCUGUGCAAAGAGUUGAAGGCCAACGAACUGGGAUCCACGUUCAAACAAGUCGUCUCGAAGAAAGAGAAUCUGGAGACCCUAGGGGGCAUCUCCGAAGCCUCCAGCGAGGGAACCACCCACUCGGUCAGAUUAGAGGAACAACUUGCGUUCAGUGACUGGAUCAACACCAAUCUGUCACACGAUCCUGAUUUGAAACACCUGCUGCCUAUCGAUGCUGAAGGGAAGAUGCUGUACGAGAAGGUCAAGGACGGGAUUCUUCUUUGCAAAAUAAUCAACCACUCCUGCCCCGACACGAUCGACGAGCGCACGAUCAACAAGAAGAACCUAACCUUGUACAAGAAGCACGAAAACCUGACUCUAGCUCUAUCAUCGGCGCAAGCGAUCGGUUGCAACAUCGUCAACAUCGACGCGCACGAUCUGACGAAAGGAUCCCCUCACUUGGUGCUGGGUCUCCUCUGGCAGAUCAUCAGGAUCGGUCUAUUCAAUCAGAUCACCCUGGAGAACUGUCCUGGCUUGGCCACUCUUCUCCAAGACGGCGAACGCAUAGAAGACCUGCUGAAAUUGUCUCCGGAAUCCAUUCUGCUCAGAUGGGUGAAUCAUCAUUUGGAGAACGCCGGAAUCGCCAGAAGGUGCAGCAACUUCCACUCGGACAUCACCGACUCCGAAAUCUACACGUACCUCAUCAAACAGAUCGCUCCGCACACUGCCGGAGUGACCUUGGAGGCCCUAAUGGAGCCUAACCACACCUCGCGAGCGGAGAUCAUGCUGCAGCAAGCUGCCAAACUGGGUUGUCGCAGCUUCGUAACACCAAGCGACGUUGUUAACGGUAUCUACAAGCUGAAUCUGGCCUUCGUUGCGAACAUGUUCAAUAAUUACCCAGGUCUGGAUAAGCCCGAGAGCAACAUAGAGGGUCUGGAGUCCCUAGAAGAGACCCGGGAAGAGAAAACCUAUCGUAACUGGAUGAACUCCAUGGGUGUGGCGCCCUACGUCAAUUGGUUGUACUCCGAUCUAGCUGACGGUUUAGUCAUCUUCCAACUUUACGACAUCAUCAAGCCGGGAACCGUGAACUGGAACAGGGUGCACAAAAAGUUCAGCAAGCUACGGAAGUUCAUGGAGAAGCUGGAGAACUGUAAUUACGCGGUGGAACUUGGGAAGACGAUGAACUUCUCGCUGGUGGGAAUCGCAGGACAGGAUAUCAACGAUGGAAACGCUACGUUGACCUUGGCACUGAUAUGGCAGCUGAUGAGAUCGUACACGCUGUCGAUACUGACGUCGCUCGCUGGAACACAAGGCAGCACCUUGGUGGAAAAGGAGAUCGUGCAAUGGGUCAAUUCGAAGCUGCAGGGCGCUGGCAAGACUAGUAGCAUCAAAGGCUUUCAGGAUUCCUCGAUAAGCGACGGGAAGGUGGUGAUCGAUCUGAUCGACGCUAUUAAACCGGGCUCUGUGAAUUAUGACCUUGUCAAGGAAGGAGGAACCGAAGAGGCGAACCUGGACAACGCGAAAUACGCGAUAUCCUUGGCCCGAAAAUGUGGCGCGCGCGUUUACGCGCUACCGGAGGACAUAACCGAGGUGAAACCGAAGAUGGUGAUGACGGUGUUCGCUUGUCUGAUGGCGAUGGACUACAUCCCCAAUAUGGACUCCGUGAAGCAGCAGAACAACGUGAACAACAGUCAAUAAUGUCGCGCCAUCAUCUGCGUUCACAUUGUGCACGAGAACUGUCGAAUGAGUUGCGGUUUCUUACCGUCUCUCUUUCAACGACCUAACAAUUGUAUAUACAGCUAGCUUUAGGAUUAGCCUGUUCGUUUACAGAACGAAACUAGAGAACGAGAAGAAACGGAGAAUCUUUCAGCGAAACGGAUCAUGACUGACUCUUAAUUAUUCUUCCGCGUUGCCCGCUUUGGUAGACGUAUUAAUACGUUCGAGAUGUAGCUUCAUUAUUGUAUUGUCUCUCUAAGUGGUUUGGUUCGUUCGAUCACUGCGUUUCUGUAUUUUUAAGUAAAUAGAUUUUUGUCUUCCUAGAUAAAUUUCGAUUUCUGUAAAUUUUUACAUUUUUUUAUUGGCAAGUUUAAUCUUUUCGGUAGGUUUCUGCUAAAUUAGUAAAUUGGUCAAAUUUUAGAUUCGUAGGAUUUGUGCUUUUUGGCAGAUUUUGAUGAACAGAUUAGUUCUUUAAGAAAAUUUGUAUUUGUUAAAUUGGCAAACUUUGCUAAUUAGCAGAAUUGUACCCUGUAGGAAUAUUUCUGCUCCACGUGCCAAAUUUCUACUCUUUUAAUUUGUAAAGUUUUUAUUUCCCAAGUGGAAAAUUCACAUUUUACUAAUUAAUCUAAUGCAAAAGUUGAGUUAUAAUUAAUAAAUUUGAAUCAAACUUACAUAACAAAAUUUUGGGUCAUUUAAAAAUAAUUAUAAAUAAAAAAUGUAAUAAUAACUGUUGUUUUUGUUUAUUUGGUUUAGUCAAAAAGUUGAUCGACUUCAAUAUAUUCUUUCAAUUGAUCAACGAACAUCUUAAAUAUUCGCCUUUAUGUCUUUCACCGUCAUGUUGGUUAACAAUGAUUCUGUCACGUUAAAAUAAUAAAGAAAAAGAAUUAAAGUAGUUAUAAAUUAUAUCACCAAUGUAAAACAGCAAACUGAUAAAUCGUAGUCAAGGAUUAAUUUAAUCCUGUGUCUUACCAGAUACGAUUGCAUUUACUGUAUCGGUUAUCGUGAUAAGAGGUAAACUAUUGUUUCGUCCCACUUAGAGAGGUAAUACAGUUAUUGCACAGAAAAGUGAAAAUUAGAAGAAUACCCCGCGUUAGACGUUGCUAGCGAGUUUCGAAGCGAGAGUCACGGGAAAGGAAGUAGAAAUCGAUUGUAACGAUCAGACAGAGCGUGUCUGUUGCAAUUCGCUCUUCUUGUCGAUCGUUUGUUGUAUUCAGGGCCGUCCAGAGACGCCACUGGGCCCCGUAAAAAAAUGUACACGGGUCAAAGUAAAAAGAAAUUGGGCCCCGAAAACCUCUCGACGGCCCUGGUUGUAUCGUGUGAUACGGUAUUUUCCUUCCACGAACUUUCAAUCAUAUCUUCGUCACAUUCUGCAUAAUCCGUGAGCAUAGAUUUUGUAUAAACCGAUUUUUUAACGAUGUAUGUCGAAGAUCACGAAAUGACGUUAAAAAAUAUUGUAUCGGAUCUGUUGUAUAUCGGAUUUACUGGUUUCUACCAAUAAGAAAUUAAGAAAUUAAUCGCGUAUACAGGAUAUACGCGGCUCGCAUUGUCGAUUAUAUAUGUAUACAGUAUGUACUAGAUUAACAUUCUUCAAUCACGUAUUAUAUAUGCAAUUCGAAAUAUGUAUACGUAUUUGAUACAUACCGUAAGCGUGAAAUUGUCAUAAUUUUACAAUGGCAACGUCUCUUGUCAAUCAAUCGAUCAAUUAAUCAAUUCCACCGAGAGAGAUCUAUAUUGUAUGCGAAUAGCAAUUUUUGAUAAUGUAUCGAGAGAUCGCUUUGAAGCGGAGCUUCUGGAGUGAGAAUUGUUUGAACGUUCGAUUUUAACCUGUUAAUUGAGAUAUUUGAUCGGGUGUUUCCUUGCAGAAUUUUUGCCGUUAGUUGAAAAAUUUCAACACUUAGAUGCUGAAUUUUUAUGAUUCUCAAUUAACAGGUUAAAUCUCUACGAAUAUUUUACAGUCACUCGUGUCAUUUGAAAUACACAUGCACAUUUUAACUUCCUCAAAAUCUGCAACAAUUUCAUUACAAGUAGGAAUUGUUAUAAAUUCCAAAACACUAUAAUUUGCAAUCUGAUUUUUCUUGUACGGUCAAAUCAAUUUAAUGUACAAGUUUUAAUAGCUGAAUAUUAUAGUUUCAAAAUCAGUAAAUUGUUGAUUUUAAAAAUCAGUCAUUCAGUUGAUUUUAAAAAUCAAUAUCAUUUGACUCCAAAAGUCAUUCAGUUGAUUUUAAAAAUCAAUAUCAUUUGUCUCCAAAAGUCAUUCAAUUGUUUCCAAAAAUUAUUAGAUUGAUUUUAAAAAGCAGUGUCGAUUGAACUGAUUUUAGAAAUCAUUGUCAUCGAAUUGAUUUUAAAAAUCAAUGCCAGAGGGUUAAAAGAGAAUAAUUAGAUUUUGUAAACAAUCUAAGAUCCGUCAAACUUUUCUACCAGUUUUUAAUAUUUUUUAGCUGAAAGAAAGAAAAUGACAAACAAUUCUAUGUACCGUCGAUACGCAACAAACGCACAAGGAUCAUUGUAAUCGUGCCAUUAUAAAUCAUUGAUCGGAUGCUUUUGCGAUAUUUAACGAUCGAAACGGACCGUACUUACAUAUUUAAUGCUGGUGAACGAACGUGUUGCGAAAUAUUGUUUAACAAGAAUUUUGCGAAAGGAGAUAACGUUGGUUCCUCUCUCAAUCGUACGCGUUUGCGGCGCGUGGUUGAUAUUAACGCGUAUAACCGAAAAGGAAAAUUGUUUCGAAAGUGAAUGUUGAAAGUGCAAUCCAUCGAUACUUUAAGUACUAGGGAGAAGAGGACACGAAAAGCAUUUCAUAAAUUAGGAAUUUGAAGAUAGUUAAAAUUGAGAUUAGUCAAAUUUUUAAUUUGUGAUGUUUAAAUUGAAAUAUUGUAAAGCACGUCGGUACUGUUAAUCAUUCCAUGGAACGAUGAACGUAUACUAAGUUGCAUUUUCAUGUUUAUACAAAAAGUCACAUUCCGUGUCCAGAGAAUCAAAUUCUGAAGAUACACUCUAGAAGAUAUAGCGUGGUCCUAAAUUAAACUUUGUCUAAAAAUCCCUCCAAGGGAUAAGAACAAAAAAUAAUUCCAAAAACUUGCUUUAAUUUACGACUGCGCUAUAAAUUUUGGAGUUAAAGCGUCGGUUUUGUACCAAUUGGUCCCGAGUAUCGAGACGUAAAAAUUAAAGGGCCGUUUGCAAUUUUGCGCACCUAGAUUUAAGGUUUAGUCAGAGAACAUGCUUUGUUUUGUAAAGCAGAGAAAAUUGUUGGAUAAACGCGUGAGGAAGGUUAUCUAUUAUUGCUAAGGAUACGAUUCUUUAAUUCCAUUUUUUUAAUCGAUUCGUCAAUUUAAAAAAACAGAGAAAUUGAAAUGCGUUCAGAUACACAGGUGAAUUCUGUGCGUACAUGAACGUGUGUGUACGUCACCGUAGAUAUAAUUUAAUGUAACCGUAAUUUAAAUAAAAAGAAAUUUAUCUACGAA